Messenger RNA from Tilletiopsis washingtonensis, 756 nucleotides. RefSeq lists its product as hypothetical. The record is from RefSeq and is a predicted model, not a curated record. Lineage: Eukaryota; Fungi; Basidiomycota; Exobasidiomycetes; Entylomatales. The transcript is spliced from 4 exons. The coding region runs from base 1 to 756 and encodes 251 amino acids.
AUGCCGCAGGUGGAGGCGCUGACAGAUGCGCGGCCGCCGGAUGGCCGCGCUCCGCUCUCCUGCGUCCCGACCCUCAUCCCCGCCGCCCCAAGCGCCGCUCCCCGGCCCAUGUCCUCGUCCUCCUCGCCGCUGCUCGCCGCGCCGCGCACCUACGCCUCCGACAGCACCGCCGAGGCCGAGCCGGCCUCGCUCGGCGCCCUCGUGCGCGCCAACAACAUGCGCGGCAGCGCCCUCGCCGUGCAGGGCGCGGCGCUCGCGCUCAUGGCGCUCGUCUGGCAGCUCGUGCUGUCCAAGAUGGGCGGCAAGGGCGCACUGCCGCUCUUUGCGUGGCAUCCCAUGCUGCAGCUCCUCAACCUCUUUCUCGUGCUGCCGCUGUUCACUGCGGGAGCCUGGAUCAUGUGGCACCUGCACGAGCAGAGCGGCGCCCACUUCAUCAGCUGGCACGGCACAUUCGGCGCCGUGUGCGUCGUGUGGGCAUGGCUGCAGGCCGCAGUCGGCGCGGCGAGUGUCUGGGGCGGCGGCGCGCUGCUGGGCGGCGGCAGCAAGGCGAAAGCCGUAUGGAAGUGGCACCGACUCUCCGGCUACCUCCUGCUGCCCGUCUUCAUCCUCACCUUCGUACUCGCCCUCCUCGAGACGACGUGGGUGCGGCAAAACGCGAGCGUCUCGUGGCGUGUCUUUGGCGUGCUCGCACUUGGCGGCGUCCUCCUCGGCGGCGCCCUGCGCGUCCGGCCCUCCAAGCUGCCCAAGCUGUUCUGA